This is a messenger RNA of Oppiella nova, 1161 nucleotides long. Lineage: Eukaryota; Metazoa; Arthropoda; Arachnida; Sarcoptiformes; Oppiidae. The record is from the annotation of a GenBank genome assembly.
AGUAGUGCCGCGCAAACACGUGCUUAAUGUUUACGUUCAGAAGUUGUGGUGAUGUUUGGGACCAAAUGCGGACAAUUGGUGGCCAAAUGCGUGGCACACAGUCUGCGCACUCAACUCAGACACAAGUCCUACGACCUGUCAUCACAUAAAUUAAGACAAUUCUUGUCGCAAAACAGUCUUCGAGUGUCUGUACCGGCGAUGAAGACCUACGAGUCCACUGAACACGAGUUGAAUGAACUGAUGGCACACAUGGAUGAGCAACACGUGGACAAAGAGCUCCGGGAUCUCAUGGACACCGAACGCCACGAACUCACUGAUCGCAUGAGACAACUGGUGGACAGUAUGAUAAGCGACGCCAUGUUUACCGCCGAUGACCGCCAUAUAUCUGAGUGCUGUCUGGACGUGAACUGCGGUGUCGGCGGUCAGGAGGCGAUGCUAUUCACCAAAGAGCUGCUCGACGUGUAUGUCAUGCUCUGCGAUCACCAGCGCUGGAAGUACUCGAUGGUGGCCAACGACUGCGACACCGACUUCGGAGGCACCCGACACUCGUCGCUCAUUAUAUCGGGAACUGAUUGCUACAGACUUUUGCGACACGAGGCGGGCGUACAUCGGGUCCAGAGGUUCCCGAAGACUGAUCGACAUAGAGUGCACACAUCGACCGCAACGGUAUCAGUGAUACCCGUCCGGCACGACGUGAUUGACAUCAAAGACAGUGAUCUGGUGUUUAAGAUGACGACAUCGCAGGGCGCCGGCGGUCAGCACGUGAACCGUACGCUGACGUGCGUACGGGUGACCCAUACGCCCACCGGUGUGUCCACCGAGUGUCAGGAGACCCGAAGUCAGCUCCAGAACAAAGACAUUGCGUUACGGAAACUGAAGGCUAUUAUCAAUGAAAUGGCGUACGAGAAGAAGCGCACGGAAGAGGUGACGACUAAGAGGGCACAGGUAGGCAUCGCCGCCCGCAGUGAUAAGAUCAGGACCUAUAACUUCCCGCAGAAUCGCAUUACUGACCACCGAUUGGGUGAUGAUAUCCACGAUAUCGAGGUCUUCAUGAAAGGCGGUUCCGAGAAGUUGUUGUACUUCUUGAAUAAAUUAGAGGAUCAGAGACAGAGAUUAGUGUUGAGUAGGAUUAGCGCCGAUUUGGAUCAGUUCUUGAGCUGA